Effrenium voratum is the source of this 492-nucleotide messenger RNA. Lineage: Eukaryota; Dinophyceae; Suessiales; Symbiodiniaceae. The record is from the annotation of a GenBank genome assembly.
AUGGGAUCUUUACGUAAGUGUGUCCUGGCGUUUUUGCUGUGCGGUUCCUUGAACACGAUCGCGCGGAAGACUCUUGGCUCGCAACCGGAGAGCGCGGCCUGGGAUUUGCUGAAGGGGAUCGCUUAUUCCAUGUUUGGUACGGCGGAUGAUCAUGCUGAACGCUUCCAGAAGCCCUGGUUCGCCACCUUUGUCAUGUUCGUCGCCAUGGCUAGCGUCCUGCCCUUUGACGCCGGCAACUUUGCUUGCAGGUGUGUGUGUGUGAGUGUUGUUUCGAGACGUACCCGGCCUGUUUGGCCCUCUGGAAGAUCUGUUUUUUUCUGCUCAAAGCUGCGCCCAGCUGCCAGCGCAGACGGAAGGUCCUGCAGCCCGGGCGGUUGCCAAGCUUUGUGCCUCAACUGUCAGUCCUCAUUGAGGUUCAACGCAGAAACGCCCACGACCGCGAGACCUCCGAUUGAAUGUCACGGAACUAUGUGCGGAGAACAAGGCGAUUGA